AUGCAUUUGCCAAGGUCUGCUCUGAUCAGAAUGGAGUAAGUUUUGAAUCUUUUAUUUUAGCUAUAGGAUUUGUCAAUUGAUAAAUUAGAUUAGUUAAAGCACUUAGCUGACAAGAAAUGUCUGCUUGAUUAUUUGAUGUUGAUGCUGGACUCAAAGAUUGCUCUUUAAAAUAGAUAUUUACUGGCAUUUGUUGAAGAACUUGAAUUCUCCUAGAGGUUAGCUUAAGAUGAUUAAUAAAGAGAUGACGAAGAAGAAAUAACUGAGAAGAUGCUUGAGGAUUAAUUUAAUUAUGGAACACAGUUGGCUAGAGUAGCUAGCACAGGCACAGAGUAUUAUUACAUGAAAAAGACAAAGAAAUACAUCUCAGACUAUUACCCUACAUUUCUACAUAAGAUAAAAGUAGAAUUUGAGGCGAUCGAUGAAAAUGCUACUAAAAACAUGGAUGAAUUAGGAAGUGUUGCUGUUGAUUUAACUCUAUAGAUGCUCAAACUCAAGAUUUAUGUGGCUUAAGAUGGAUUCCACAUUGGUAAAUUGAAUGUCUUUAAGACAGAAGAUUUUCUAAAAAUUGAAAAGAAAGUUAAUGAAGAAAUUUAAGAAUUGAGAAAUUAUCCUAUUACAGAGAAGCCUAAAGUUGAAAAACCAGAUUUCAGUAUCAUCAAUAUUUGA
Molecule: messenger RNA, 666 nt
Organism: Stylonychia lemnae
Lineage: Eukaryota; Ciliophora; Spirotrichea; Sporadotrichida; Oxytrichidae
Source: the annotation of a GenBank genome assembly